Messenger RNA from Lactuca virosa, 711 nucleotides. The record is from the annotation of a GenBank genome assembly. Lineage: Eukaryota; Viridiplantae; Streptophyta; Magnoliopsida; Asterales; Asteraceae.
AUGGCUCAUUCUUCAUUUCCAGUUGAAAUAAAUGUGUUCUCUUGUGGAAAGGAUUUUUAUUCCCAGCUCAGUUGUCACAUCGCUUCUCAUGGUUUCAUCGUCGUCGUUCCCCAGUUAUAUGAAGGAUUACUUAUAGGAUUUGAUGCGGAUGUAGACGUCGAGUCUGCAGCUGAAAUAACCAACUGGCUACCUGAGGGACUUCAACAGGUCCUUCCAUCUCAAGUGAAAGCAAACCUAACAAAGAUAGGACUGGCUGGCCAUAGUCGUGGAGGAAAAGCCGCAUUUUCCCUUCUUCUAAAUCGACUUAACACCAAGUUAAAUUUGAAAUUUUCUGCAUUGAUUGGAAUCGAUCCUGUUGAUGGAUUGGACAAAUGGAAGCAAACUCAACCAAAGGUGCUCACUUAUGUUCCACAUUCGUUUGAUCUUGAAAUACCAGUGAUGGUUAUUGGUUCAGGUCUUGGUGAAUUCCCGAUAAUCCCGAUCUGGCCGUUCAGACCUUGCGCACCAGAAGAGACGACAGGGCUGAUAGGGGCCGAUACUAAUUGUAUGUGUAAGAGUGGGAAGACUAGGGAUCCUAUGAGGAUAUUUGUUGGAGGGGCUGUGGUUACUUUCUUGAAAGCUUCUUUUGAUCGAGAUUUUAGUUAUUUAAUGGCCUUAAAAGAUGAUAAAAGGUCACCUGUUUCACUCCAGACGGUUGACUUCAUGCUUUGA